Molecule: messenger RNA, 4707 nt
Organism: Plasmodium inui San Antonio 1
Lineage: Eukaryota; Apicomplexa; Aconoidasida; Haemosporida; Plasmodiidae
Product: DNA-directed RNA polymerase I subunit RPA2
Exons: 2
Coding region: 1-4707 (1568 amino acids)
Biological process (GO): DNA-templated transcription
Cellular component (GO): RNA polymerase I complex
Molecular function (GO): DNA-directed RNA polymerase activity; DNA binding; ribonucleoside binding
Source: RefSeq, a predicted model, not a curated record
AUGUUGCAGAACAAGCAGGGAGUGAGCGGCAGGCCCGGUGGCGCCGCGCGCGUGAACAAGGCCAACGAAAGCGUCGGAGGAAACCCAAGUGGUAGCCGCAGCAGUGCCAGUCGUCCCAGUGGCAGCCUUCCCAGUGGUAACUGUCCCAGUGAUAAUCGCCCCAAUGGAAGCGGCCCCCUCGCUGCGGAGGCGGAGGAUCUGAAAAAAAUAAACCUGAAAAUUACGGACGAGGAAAUCAAGCUUCAUCUGAAAAUAAUCGAAGCGUUGUACCCUAAUAUGAAGCCCAAAGUAGAUAGACUAAUCAACGGGACGUACAACAUUUUCACCAAAUUCUUAAUACAGUCUCAUAUAGACGACUACAACUCCUUCAUCAAUGUGUAUAUCAAGAACAUGCCGGAGACCAUCCCCGUGGUGGAAUUUUCCCCCAAUCUUAACACAUACGCCACGCAAAACUUUAACAAGAAAUCAACAGAUUCGAUCAAAUUCUACGUAAGUGACAUAAAAAUAAAAAACCCCGUGUUGAAAAACGACAAGGGGGAAACAAGAAACGACUAUCCCUAUUUGUGCAAACUAUCAGCGAGAACGUACGAAGGAGAACUUACUUUAAAAAUUAACAAAAAAACGAAUGAUGAAAUAAUCAGUACUACCGUCAGUGCAGGGUACAUCCCUGUGAUGGUCUUGUCAAAUCUGUGCAAUCUGAGCAGCUUAAAUAAAAAGAUGCUACCCCAGAAGGGAGAAGACGAAAGCCUAUUAGGAGGAUUCUUCGUCAUCUCAGGACAUUUAAAAGUGAUAAGAUAUGUAAUUCACCCAAAGUAUAACACUAUACUACUUAAUGAGGAGAAUAAAGUCCACAUGAAUUGCCUACUAAAUGAUAAUUCCGUUUAUGUGAACUUUCUGUCUUGUCCCAAAUUUGAUUUCUUUACCUAUGGUGCUAGAUACCAGAAUUCAGUCGUGGCAAUCCCUCUGCAUGUUAUUCUGUUACUCUUAAGUCCCAUCAAGAAAAAAAGCUACCUAUUCAAUAAAAUGAAAAUGGGGAUCAAAAACGAAAAUGCAGUCAAGUACAUAGAGCAAUACAUCCAAUCCAUAUUUAUAAAAAAUGGACUAAACGAAAAAGAAGUGUUCGAAAAAUAUAAUUUGAAGUAUCUAGGAAGCUCUUCCUAUUUCAGGAGGGGUAUAUUUCGUUAUAGUCUCGUUUCUGAUGAGAAAAAAGGCAAGACAAUUCUCAAGUAUGUGAUUCUACCUCACAUCCAGAGUUACUCAGAGAAAUUUGAAACUGUUUGUAUGAUGUUUAAGACGUUAAUUUUUAGCAAGUUUAAGUUAAUCGCUCGAAUUAAUAAGGACUCGCUCGAAAACCACGCAGUCACGACGUGUAGCCAUUUGCUGUCAAACUUGCUGAAGGAGCAAAUCGUGACUUGCCUCAGCCGCUUAGCUUUCAGAUAUUCCCGGAGCUUUUACAAAUUUUACGAGAAAAAAUAUGACUCCUUUAAGGUCAUUGUGAAGCAGAUUUACCUCCGUUACAAGGAGAUGGUGAUGGACGAGCUGGACGAGCAGCACCUGAACUCCGUGCCGCUGCAGGGCGAUGACUCGGAUGUUGCCAAGCCAACAGAUUCAGGCAACCAGCUCUCCAUUAACCACAAAAGCCAGGCGGUGAAAAAGCUCCAGUCCAUCUUCAUCGGCGAGAAGGAAAAACUCUUCAACAGCGUCGAGAGCUACGUUCGGGAGCUUUACAACGACAACCACCUCUUCAUAGAAAUCGCAAAGUCCUUCACCACGCUCAGUAUGCCCAUCAUAUUCUUUUUCAAGACAGGAAAUAUCUCCUCAGAAAAUAUAGGGUAUCAGCAGAAAAGCGGGUGGGUUAUCGGAGCAGACGAAAUUAACAGUCUCCGAUUUAUUACGAAUUUUCGAGCAAUCCACAGGGGAUGCUUUUUUCAAGACGUUAAAGUUUUAAGUCCAAGAAAAUUACUAGGGGAAUCAUGGGGGUUCAUAUGUCCCGUCCACACACCUGACGGUACCCCUUGCGGUCUGCUAAAUCAUUUGUCGCAGUUUAGUUACGUGCACAAUUCGGCUAGCAACGAAUCACACAAGCUGAAUAUAAAAUUAUACCUAAAAAAAAUUGGAGUUAACGUAAAUCUGGAUGAUACUAGUGGUAUCCCUACAAUCUACGACGAUCAAACGAUUCCCAUCGUGGUGGACUCGGUUCCCAUAACAUACAUAAGUGAGCAAGACUUCAACAGAGUUGUCUACAAGUUAAAAUAUGCCAAGAAUCAUAACCUCUACAAUUUAAAAGCCUACUUCGAAAUCAAUGCCUACUUGAAUGAACCCCUCCUGAUGAACUCCAUAAUAAUUAAUACCUUCCCUGGGAGAUUGAUUAGGCCCUUGUUUAAUUUAAAAAUGAAAUGCAUAGAGUAUAUUUCCCCGUCUUAUCAACCUUACGUAGCUAUUGCCAUAAAUUACGAAGAUAUCAGGAAGAACAACCUAGCUAGAAGGAUAUUAAGGAGGAAGGAACGUUUAGUUAGGUCCAAAAAAUGGGCGCAGCAAAAAAUGACCAUAAAGGAGCAGUAUUUGUUUCAUGCCAGGAGGAAGAAAUUUGCGUCGUCCUCCAAGGGGAGUGCUCUGCAGAAUAGAAGUCCUGUGGAGGGACCCGGGGCGUCCGAAUCGGCGAUUAGCAGGAAGGUGCUGCAGCUUUUGGAAGACGGUGAGAGCGACGAGGGGGACCACACGGAUGGGCAAGAGGACAACACGGGUGGUGAGGACGAGUACGUAAGCAGCUCGAACUAUGAAUCGAGCGGGGACUCAUGUGGAGAAGGAAGUGAUAGCAGAAGUGACGGUAUAAAUGACGGCACAUGCGACAAACGUGAGGGCAAACGCCGCCACAGCGUACCGCCCACCUCCUACACAGACAGCGACGAGAACGCAAACCUCGACAUCUACGAGCAAAUGCCGCAAAAGUUCGAAUACAUGGAACUUAAAGAGACGUCUUUCCUGUCCUUCUUGGGAUCGCUGACCCCCUUUUCCGACCACAACCAAAGUCCUCGUAAUAUUUACCAGUGCCAAAUGUUGAAGCAGACGAUGGGCAUACAAAGCUUAAACAUCAUGUAUACAUUUACGAACAAAAUAUAUCGGAUGAUAACGCCGCAAUUUCCGCUAGUUGUCACAAGAGAUUACGAACUCUAUGGGGUGGAUAAUUUUCCUAGUGGCACCAAUGCAGUUGUGGCCAUUUUGGCGUACACCGGAUACGACAUGGAAGACGCACUGAUUAUAAACAAGUCCAGUGCAGAAAGAGGUAUUUUCAGGACCCAUAUAUACAAAACGGAAAUUAUCGACUUGGAGAAAAAUCAUGGCCGUGGAGAGUUUAUACUCGGAAAUAAUGUUAGAUACACAAACAGCAAUGCCGGGACCAGUGCGAAUGGCACGAACAGUAACAACACAGCGAAGAGUAACUUAAAAUUUCACUACGAACAUAUGGGUAAGAUGUUAAAUAAGGACGGCUUGCCUCGCGUGCAACAGAAAAUAGUGGAGUUGAAUCCGCUUUACUCCUAUAUCAAUAAAGCAAACGAACUAACCGUGUAUGAGAAAUUUAAAGGACAUGGAGAAUAUUACGUAGACUGUGUAACUAAUUACAAAAGUACGAGGAAUCAAAUUGCAAUCGUCCGAUUACGCACGACAAGACCACCUCUUGUGGGAGAUAAAUUUGCAUCAAGACAUGGACAGAAGGGAGUUGUUUCCAGGUUGUUUCCACAUGAAGAUAUGCCCUUUUCGGAGAGUGGAAUUGUCCCCGAUGUCAUUUUCAACCCCCAUGGGAUCCCCUCACGUAUGACCAUUGGUAUGCUUAUCGAGAGCAUUUGUGGAAAGGCUGCCUGCAUCUACGGCAAGAGAAUUGACGCCACUCCGUUUAGGAAGUACACGCAGCAGAGAAGUUUCAACAACGAGUGGAUUGACAAUUGUGGCGUUAAGGGCUUUCUCGAGAGGGAAAAACCAGGCAAGAACAAAGAGCAAAACAAAGGCGAAAAGGGUAGUAGUGCCAACGCUCCUGCGCAGGAGGUUGAUCACAGCCAUAAAGAAAAAAAAAAAAAUGACCUCCCCAAGGAGGAAAGCCAAAACAGCGCAAAAACCAAUAUCACGUAUGACGAAAAAAUUGACUACUUCGCAAAGCUGCUGCUAAACAAGGGCUACGAUUAUUACGGAACAGAGUUACUCUACAGUGGCAUAUACGGGGUACCCCUCCAGGCGCACAUCUUCUUUGGCGUCAUUUAUUACCAAAGAUUACGACAUAUGGCUUAUGACAAGGCACAAGUAAGGCGAACAGGACCAAUCUGUAACUUAACCCAUCAGCCCCUGAAGGGCAAGAAAAAACAUGGGGGAAUCAGAUUAGGAGAAAUGGAACGAGAUGGGUUAAUAUCUCAUGGUUGCAGUUUUAUAAUUAAUGAGAGGUUUCUCAUGAACUCAGAUGGACAUGAGUGCUUUGUUUGUCCCCAGUGUGGACUAAUCCUUUCCCCAAUUAUGCAGUUCACCUGUAGUGGCGAAAUGGUUAAGGGCAGAAGCAUUGGUGGGAAGAGUAAAAUAGCCGUUUGCAAGUCUUGUGGCGUUUCCUGUAAAAUUGUCUAUGUGCCAUAUGUCCUGCGCUAUCUACUAAAUGAGUUAAUUUGUCUAAAUGUGACCAUCCGGCUAAAUAUCAAGUCGGUGGAAAAAAUGUUUGACAUGAAGUAG